This is a messenger RNA of Quercus lobata, 507 nucleotides long. Its product is annotated as probable transcription factor At3g04930. The transcript has a single exon. Bases 1 to 507 code for a protein of 168 amino acids. Gene Ontology annotation, cellular component: nucleus. The record is from RefSeq and is a predicted model, not a curated record. Gene Ontology annotation, biological process: regulation of DNA-templated transcription. Lineage: Eukaryota; Viridiplantae; Streptophyta; Magnoliopsida; Fagales; Fagaceae.
AUGGCCUCAGAGGAAAGUGACACCGUCUUCGCCGAUGAAGACUUCGAUGACGACGAUGACGAAUUAUCAGAAGAAGACGACGAAGAAGAAUUAGACGACGAUGAAAACGACGACGUUCUCCUUGAUCCAGAGGACAAUGACAUCAUCAACUUCGCUUCUCCCUCCACGUCAUCCCCUACCGUCACCGUCGCCGUUCCUUCCUCCUCUGUCACCAACGCCAUCCUCGCCGUCGAACCGCCAAUUGCCAAGUUAGCAAUCACCACGACGGUCAUAACAACCGUUGCCACCACCACAGCUGCAACAGCAACCACCACGCCUUCCCCGAAACGACAGCGUAUCACUAUCGAGCCACACCUCGAGGAGAAGAAGUCGCAGCCAAUUCCUAUCGACGAUUCGCGGAGACUUUUUCAGAGGCUGUGGACCGAUAAGGACGAGAUCGAGCUUCUCCAGGGGUUUUUGGACUACACGACGUCGCGUGGUGUUGGAAAAAUAGCAUGGAGUGAAUAA